AUGAAUAACCGGCCAGUCGAGCAGGCACUGGGCACUCUUGUGCCCACCCAUGCAACCGACAUACCGCAGGAGCUUCUAAGCUUGGCGCUUUCCCUCGUUGCACAGUCCCGAAGCUUUUCCACCAGUCUCAAGCCCGAAGAAGAGAUCGCUCGGCCCUAUGCCUGCGCGGAGAUCGCUUGCAAGAGGCUGAGCCGGGCUCUCAAACUCCCUCCAUUACUCGGUCAUCCACCAUGUCCUCCUCGCGUAUACAAGAAGCUCUAUUCGUACCUGGACCGAUCUCUCUCGGCAAGUUCGGCCGGUAUUAAACGCUCGGCGAGCGGCUCAGUUUCUGGGACACCAUCUCGUGCUGCCUCUGCCCAGACGACUCCCACCAAGGCAUCAGGAACUGGAAAUACCCCUUCGAAGCCAGCACCAACACCGCGUGGGCUCCAAAAUACGCCUUCCAAAUCUACUCCCCUGAAGAGAAGUGUCAGUGCGGCGAACAAGCUGGGCACGCCCUCUCGAAAAUCCACUCCCGCCCGUCCUAAGGGCAUCUCGGGCUCGACCAUCAUCCCCGACGCUCCAGCCUGGGUGAUGACCGCCAUCCGGACAGUGUGCAAGACGCUCUCGACUCCAGCGCCGCGGACGAAUUCCUGGUCGCGGCCUCCUAUUUCAAGGCAUUUGCCGCCACAUAUAUUUGCCGGCGUGUCAUCCAUCCUCUACCUCACAUCGAGUAUGUCCAACGACGAGGAAGGAUAUGAUGAGGAAACCCUGGAGUUUUUGGAGCCAAUCGUCUCCAUUCGGGACCCCAACAAUGAUCAUGAUUUCAAGGAACUGGUUUAUGCUAUGAUUGUUGCGGUGUACUUUAUUGUCCUCGCACGCCGGCGCAACCCUGGCCCAUCAGAGGACCAAGACGAAGCAAGUACCGAAGCCCAGAAGAUGGACAAGAAAACAUUCACCGAAAUGCGCCAGACGGCUCUCACCAGCUUGGGUCUGCAGACGGAUCGACGACAUCGCGAUGAUGUAGACCAGUGGAUCGCUUUGAUCAUGGAGGAAGGAUGGGCCAAUGGCCGCGAGUGGUUUGAUAACAUCCCUCUGGCCGGGGAACUGUACGGCGAAGACGAGGACGGCCACUCGUAUCAGAACCUGGACGAAGAAGAUGCUGUGCUGAGAGCCAUGAAACUGCCCAAGCGCCAUCACGGUGCGGCCGGUGGCCGUUCUUCAAAAUCGGCUCCAUCCCGAGGUGGUCUUUUACCAGGCCUGGGAACCAUGAUGCAGGACCGUGUCGAUUGGCUAAGUGAAGACCGCAGAGAAGACUACGUAGAGUGGAAGGCGGAUAUUCUGGCUCGGGUUAAUGCGGCUGCUUGA
Penicillium alfredii is the source of this 1347-nucleotide messenger RNA. RefSeq lists its product as uncharacterized. Gene Ontology annotation, molecular function: DNA binding. The coding region runs from base 1 to 1347 and encodes 448 amino acids. Gene Ontology annotation, biological process: DNA replication. NCBI's taxonomy places the organism in Eukaryota, Fungi, Ascomycota, Eurotiomycetes, Eurotiales, Aspergillaceae. The transcript has 2 exons. The record is from RefSeq and is a predicted model, not a curated record. Gene Ontology annotation, cellular component: nuclear origin of replication recognition complex.